Messenger RNA from Phascolarctos cinereus (koala), 8184 nucleotides. Lineage: Eukaryota; Metazoa; Chordata; Mammalia; Diprotodontia; Phascolarctidae. The record is from RefSeq and is a predicted model, not a curated record.
CACGAGUUCUUAGAAUCACCUAGUUCCAGUGGGGCUAAGAUCUGAGGGAGAAUUGAUAGCUUUUGUUUUUGUUUUUGUUUUUCUAGCUAGUAACUUCAUUCUGAGGCUUCUGUGUAACCCGCCCGGUCUGGAGCUCCUUGAACACUUUUUAUCCAAGGAUGUGAUGGAACGAAAGCGCCUGGAGGGCACGCGGUUCCCGGAUGCCUAAAAAACCCUCCCACUUCUGCUCUGGGAUUUAGUUCUUUUCUCCGAAAGCUUCCAGCAUCGGUCUUGCCUUUCCUCUUGUUGAACCACAAAGCUAAGAGGAAGAGUCGCAGCCAGGGGGAUUUUGGGAAUCGUAGUUUUAAAUAAUCCUGCUUCACAAUCUGUGCUUCACCGCCUCGGGAACCUGUGGACCCCUCUUGCCAGGGAUGUGAUUAUUUUCCCCUGAAGACUAUCCCAGAAUUUUUGGGCUUCAAGUUUCCAAACCUGGUGUAAUAUUCCAUUUGGAACAAAGGUGAGAUUUAUGGAUCCUGGAGAGAGAUAUCCCAAGAGGCACAUUUCCAGGUGCAGGGUCAAAAAAAAAAGACCCUCUUCAAAAAUUAUCAAUGGAUUGGAAACCUUUGAUAUGAACAUGUUCCCACUCCACCUUCUAGAUGAAGGCUUCAAGUUCAAACAGACUACAUCAAGUUCCCCUCCUGUACUUUCUCUUGACUGCUUACCGAGCCUCAGCUUCCCCUUCCAUCCUCUCCCUGGAUUACCAGACUGUAUCUGAUAACUGUCAAAGACAUAUCUUCAGUGUAGUCAGCACUGUCAAUUUCAUUAUCUUACUAUCACUAGAAUAGUUCCCUUUCUUCCACAGAGGAAAAUGGAACAUUUGUAUUUUCAAUUUCUCUCAGAUUGGAAGACAUGGGCUGAGAUGAAGCAUGUAACUUCAAAGCAAUACAUUUCCAAAGAAUCAUCAUUCCAGGCAUAGUAAUGGAAAGAAUUAAAAUGGAUGGAUCUUGGAAUUCUGAGUUGGAAGAAACUUUAAAAUUGGAGGGUAGUAUAGAGAGCCUACAGGGAAAACCCAACAAACUAUUGCAUCAAAUGAUAAUGCAUAGAAAAACUCUAACUUGGGAGAAAAGCCCUGAAUAUAAUGAAUUUGGGGAAAGCCUCAAUCUGAGCUCAAACCUGGUGACACAGCAAAGAAUUUUUACAGGUGAGAAACCUGAUAAAUAUGAUACACAUGAAAAGAACUUCAAACAUAAUUUGGAUACAGCUAAACAUCAAGGAAUGAACACAGACAAGAAAUCUUGUAAAUGUAAUGAAUGUGGGAAAGCCUUCAAUUACUAUUCAGACCUUAUUCGACAUCAGCGAACUCACACUGGAGAGAAACCAUACACUUGUAAUGAAUGUGGAAAGGCAUUCAGUGAUCCCUCACCCUUUAUUCGACAUCAGAGAAUCCAUACUGGAGAAAAACCCUAUGAAUGUAAUGAAUGUGGAAAGGCUUUCAGUGACCGAUCAACAUUUAUUCAACACCAGAGAAUUCACAGUGGAGAAAAGCCUUAUGAAUGUAAUGAAUGUGGGAAAGCAUUUAGCCAAAAAAAGCACCUUAUUCAGCAUCAGAGGAUUCAUACUGGAGAAAAACCCUAUGAAUGUAGUGAAUGUGAGAAAGCAUUCAGCCAGAGGACCCAACUUAUUCAACAUCAGAAAACUCAUACUGGAGAGAAACCCUAUAAAUGUAAUGAAUGUGGAAAAUUCUUCAGCCGGAGCACACACCUUACAGAACAUCAGAAAACACACACUGGAGAGAAACCCUAUAAAUGCAACAAAUGUGGGAAAGCUUUCACUUAUCGCUCAACCUUUAUUCGGCAUCAUAUUAUUCAUACUGGUGAGAAACCCUAUGUAUGUCAUGAAUGUGGGAAAGCCUUUAGUCAAAACUCAAUCCUUACUGAGCAUCAUAAAACUCAUACUGGAGAGAAACCCUAUAAAUGUAAUGAAUGUGGGAAAGCUUUCAGUUCCUGCUCAUACCUUAGCCAACACCAGAAAACUCAUACUGGAGAGAAGCCUUAUAAAUGUAAUGAAUGUGGGAAAGCCUUUAGUUACUGUUCGUCACUUACUCAACAUCAGAGAGUUCAUACUGGAGAGAAACCCUAUGAAUGUAACGAGUGUGGAAAAGCCUUCAGCUGUUGGUCCAACUUUAACCAACAUCAGAAAACGCAUACUGGAGAAAAACCCUACAAAUGUAAUGAAUGUGGAACCGCCUUCAGUCAGAGCACACGUCUUACUCAGCAUCAGAGAAUCCAUACUGGAGAAAAACCCUAUGAAUGCCACGAAUGUGGAAAAUCUUUCAGUCUAAGCACUCGCCUUGUUGAACAUCAGAAAACUCAUACUGGAGAGAAGCCUUAUAAAUGUAAUGAUUGUGAAAAAGCUUUCAGCCGGAGCACCCACCUUACUGAACAUCAGAAAACUCAUACUGGAGAGAAACCCUACAGAUGCAAUGAAUGUGGGAAAGCUUUUACCUGGAGUGCACACCUCACAAAUCAUCAGAAAACUCAUACAGGAGAGAAAUCUUUUAAAUGUAAUGAAUGUGAUAAAGCAUUCAGUUAUUGCUCAGCCCUUAUUCAACAUCAGAGAAUACAUAGUGGGGAGAAACCUUUUGAAUGUAGUGAGUGUGAAAAAACCUUUAGUCGGAGUACAUACCUUACUCAACACCAGAGAAUUCACACUGGAGAGAAACCCUAUAAAUGUAGUGAAUGUGGAAAAGCCUUUAGCCAGAGCACACAUCUCACUCUGCAUCAGAGAAUUCACACUGGAGAGAAACCCUAUGAAUGUAAUGAAUGCGGGAAAACCUUCAGCCAGACUGCACACCUUACUCAACAUCAGAGAAUUCAUACUGGAGAGAAACCCUAUGAAUGUAAUGAAUGUGGGAAAGCCUUUAGUGACCAUUCAGCUCUCAUUCGACAUCAUAUAAUUCAUAGUGGAGAGAAACCCUAUAAGUGUAAUCAAUGUGGAAAAGCCUUCAGUUACUGCUCAGACCUCAUCCAGCAUCAGAAAACUCAUACGGGAGAGAAACCCUAUAAAUGUAAUGUUUGUGGUAAUGCUUUUAAUGAUUGUUCAGCACUUGUUCAGCAUCAGAGAACUCACACUGGAGAGAAACCCUAUGAAUGUAAUAGCUGUUGGAAAGCCUUUAGUAACUACUCAGCCCUAAUUCGACAUCAUAUAGUUCAUACUGGAGAGAAACCCUAUGAAUGCAGUGAAUGUGGAAAAGCCUUUAGCCGGAGUACAUACCUUACUCAACAUCGACGAGUACAUACAGGGGAGAAGCCUUUUGAAUGUAAUGAAUGUGGGAAGGCUUUCAGUCAGAGUGCAUUUCUUACUCAACACCAAAGAAUUCACACAGGUGAGAAACCCUAUACAUGCAAUGAGUGUGGAAAAGCUUUCAGUGAUCGCUCAGGCCGGAUUCAGCAUCAGAGAACUCACACUGGAGAGAAACCCUACUCAUGUAAUGAAUGUGGGAAAGCCUUUAGUUAUUGUUCAGCUCUUAUUCAACAUAAAAGGAUUCAUACUGGGGAAAAACCUUAUGAAUGUCAUGACUGUAGAAAAGCCUUCAGUGACCGCUCAGCACUCAUUCAACAUCAGAGAACUCACACAGGAGAGAAACCCUACAAAUGUAACGUAUGUGGAAAGGCCUUCAGCCAGAGUACAAAUCUGACAAGCCAUCAGAAAACUCACACUGGAGAGAAACCCUAUAAAUGUCAUGAAUGUGGAAAAGCUUUUGGAUACUGCUCAGGUCUUAUUCAACAUCAGAUAAUACAUACUGGAGAGAAACCCUAUGAAUGCAGUGAAUGUGGUAAAGCUUUCUGUCGAACCACAGACCUCAUAAAGCAUCAGAAAAUUCAUACUGGAGAAAAACCUUACACAUGCAAUGACUGUGGAAAGGCCUUCAGCCAAAACACAUAUCUUACCAAACAUCAAAGAAUUCAUACUGGAGAGAAACCAUAUACAUGCAAUAAUUGUGGGAAAGCCUUCAGCCACAAAGCUAACCUCAAAAAACAUUUGAAAACUCACACUAGGGCAAGACUCUAUACGUGCAAUGCAUGUGGGAAAACCUUUACUGAGAGUUCAGCUUUUUCUGAACAUCAGAAAACACAUAUUGGAGAGAGACCUUAUGAAUGUAAUGAAUGUGGGAAGGCUUUCAGUCGGACUUCACACCUUAUUCAGCAUAAGAUGAUUCAUACAGGAGAGAAGCCCUAUCAAUGUAAUGAAUGUGACAAAGCCUUCAUUCACUCCUCAGCUCUCAUUAAGCAUCAGAGAACUCAUACUGGAGAGAAACCCUAUACGUGUAAUGAAUGUGGGAAAGCAUUCAGUCACUGUUCAUCCCUUACUAAACAUCAGAGGGUUCAUACUGGGGAGAAACCCUAUGAAUGUAAUGAAUGUGGGAAAACCUUUAGUCAGAGUACACACCUUGUUCAACAUCAGAGAAUUCAUACUGGAGAGAAACCAUAUGAAUGCAAUGAAUGUGGGAAAACCUUCAGCAGAAGUUCAAACUUUGCUAAACAUCAGAGAAUUCAUAGUGGAAAGAAACCCUAUGAAUGUAAUGAAUGUGGCAAAGCCUUCAUUCAUUCAUCAGCCCUUAUUCAGCAUCAGAAAACUCAUACUGGAGAGAAACCAUAUAGAUGUAAUGAAUGUGUGAAAACUUUCAAGUGUAGCUCCUCUCUCCUUAGGCAUCAGAGACUCCAUACAGGGGAAUAGACCUCAGAAAGUUAUAAAUGUAGGGAAGCCUUAGAAUCCUCAGUAGAUCUCAAGCUCCUUUGGAGCAGGGACUAUUAGUUUUUGGUCUCUGUACCUGCCAUCUAACACAGUGCCUGGGACAUAGCAGGUGCUUAAUAAAUGCUUGUGGGUUUGAAUUUGUUAUUUUGUUGAAUAUUUUUACAAUCAAUGAAGGAGAUCCACAAAAGAUUAUAAGUUUUUUGAGGCUGAACUUUAUAUACUUGUGACUUUAUUUAUACAGCACAUUGUCCAGGCAGUGAGUAUUUAUCAUUUAAUAAAUAUUUGUUGAUUCAUUGAUGAUGAUAACAUCGAAAGCCCUGCUUUCUCAGGAAAUGUGUAUUAAAGGAAACCCUACAAAUAAAUAGAAAGUUAACAGUCCAAUUCAAUCAUCGUUUACUUUUCAAAGAACAGUUAUAGUUGGGCUAAGCAACUAAAAACUCAGUCCUUUAAAUUCUUUUCUUCCCCACCCCCAAAUCUAAAGAAUCCAGGGAAUCUAGAAGCCAUGAGGGUGACCAUACUAAGUAUAUAGGAAAAAUAUUUUUGGAAACAAUACUAAUGUCUUACAUACCAUCACCACUACCAUCCCUCCACUAACAAAUAUCUGAAGUCCUGGAAAGAAAUCUGAUGGUACCUGAAUCCCAGGUCAAAUUUUUUAUUAUAUUCUUGUUUAUUUUCACUUUGGAAGGGCUUGUUUUAUUGUGAUACUUGUGGAUUAUCCUCCAUAACCUGCAUUGCUGUAAUUUUCCCUAAUUUUGGAGAGGAGAACUAAAUCAAUACAAGGGAAAGGACCUGGAGAGAGAUUAAGGGUUUGGGGUUGGUAAGUGGAACAAAUUGAAUUUACUGUUUUGGACCUAUGGCACAUGUGGCAGAAACUCGAAAUCAAAGCCCAUGGUCCAAGGAAAUCAGCACAAGAAGGCUUUGUCCUAGAUGGGAAUGAAGUGCUUCCUAUCCUGUGUCCUGGUUGCCUCAGUCUAAAGGUCCUGGGGUAGUACUAGUGUGGAAGUCACCUCAAAUCCUUUUGACUUUAGGAAAAAAAUUAAUGAGCUGAAUGGAAAAGUAUGAUCAGCAUGAGAAGUUGAUUAAGUUUGUCCUCCAACAUUAUUUCCUUCCUGUGGCCAAAAAUUUGCUUUAUUUUUAAAAGAAAUGCUUUUUUUUGUUUUGUUUUUGCAUCACCUUCAUGCAUAAGAACCUAGUUAAAAGUAUUACAGUGAAUUAAUAACUUAACCUCCCUCAAUUUUCUUAGUCUCUACAACAUAGCCCCAUUCACUUUCCCUUUACCCUUAUACCAAUUUUUGUUUCAUUAAUUUGUGCCACCAUCCAUCCACUCAUCAGUUUUCUUUACUUUCUAAUUGUUCCACUUAUCUAUUCUUACUUACCUUGUCUUUGCCAACUACCUUAUCUUUCUUGACCUUCUUCAGCUUCUUGAUCCUCUUCAAUCAUCCUUAGUUCUUUAAUAUCCUCCUUAAUUGUCCUUGAUACUGCAGUUUCAAUCCAGAACUAGAAUCUGAACAAGUAACUGGGCCUGGAAAUUGUUCUCCAAAUUUUCCCAAAUUUCUGCUCCCUAAAUUCAACCCCUGACCUACUUUAGUAGUCCCUCCAAGUCACCUAUUUUUAAGUUCUCUCUUCUGAUCCUUCUCCCACAGAAGUUGGAAAUAGGACAAGCUGAAGAAUAUCCAGAGCUGGGUAAACAGGAUGGUGAAAGGCCUUGAGUCCAUGUUACAAAAGCUUAAUACUCAGUUGAAGGAACCAGGGAAGUGUAUCCUGGAAAGUUGAAGACCUAGGAGAAGACAUAAUAGAUGUUAUUGAGUGUUUGAAGGGCUUUUUAGCCCUUAGAAUUAGACUUACUCUUUUUGGCCUUAGAGAGCAGAACUAGGAAUGGGUGGAAACUGAAAGGCCAAUUUAGGCUUGAUGUCAGGAGAAAAAAAAAGACGUCUUAAUAAGAGUUACACAAAAGUGGAAUAGGUGCCUUGUAAGGGAGUAGACUUACCUUGCCUUGGAGGUCUUUGAGCAGACUGGAUGCUUAUUUGUUAGGUAUGAUACAGUGGAAAUUCCUUUUGCGUAUGAGUUCAAUUUCUAAGAUCCCUUCCAACUCUGAUUUUGUGAUGACUAUUAAUAGUAAUUAAUGACUUCUAGCUCACAAAUAGCAAGGCAGCAAUUUGUUGGCUAAUAGAUGUGUGUUGUCUUACCAGGUCGUGUGUCUAGAAACUAACAGACUUGAUAAACCUAGUGACAAUUGCACAUUGAUAAUGAUUAAUGUAGGGACAAAUGGUAUAGCCAUAUGGAACCUAGAAACUGAUGCUAAAUGUUUUGGAGUCCUGGGGAAACACAGAAAACUCUAGGGACAUGUAUUUUUAUCACUUUUGAUGAUUGAAGGUAGGAGAUCCAUAAGAGAAAGUCAGAAAAUAGGAUUUGAAGUUCUGGAUAACAUCUUAAAAUAUAGACAUGAUUAGCUCUUAGCUAGGAAUAAAGCAUAUCUAGUAAAGGUCAGUAAAAGACUGUUUGCCUAUAAAGUUUUUGUUUAUUUUUUUUAAUUGAUUUUAAAUCCAACCCAGACAGUUAGUUUUAAACUGAAGGGAAAAAGAGGAAGAAAAUUUCCUACAUAGCUCUUCCAAGGCUGGUACUACAAAGAAUAUUAGGUUUAAUAUUAGACAAACAACAGAAAAAAGGACUAGUAAUUUAUAGAAGAAAAUAACCAAGAAGAGAACCAACAUUGUGUCAGUUGUCUAUAUACCAAUAAUAAAUAGAGUAAACUAAAGAUUCCAUCUCAACAAGGCAAAUAAGCUCAAAGGCAUCACUGAGAUUUGUUGAAUGGGAAUUCUGAGUAGAAUAUGGGUGUAGAAAGUUAUAUAUAAUUUUUUGAUGGUUUAUUGAUACUUUUUCAUUAUUGUUACUGAUAUACUUCUACCCAUUUACCUUUUAACUAAGUAAAACAAACCAAUAUAUCAUUGGCACAUUCCACACCCAUAGUCUACUUCUUUUAUACCAAGAGAAUGCCACUAAGUUUUAUCAGAAGUCUUCUGGAAUCAAGAUUGGUCAUUAUAUCAGUCUGACUUCUGAGGUGCUUUACUGUUGUUUUCCUUUGUUAUGGUCAGUGACCUCACAAAAAAUGUGUGUGUGUAUUCUUGGUUCUGCAUUCUUUUCUUCACAUCAAGUUCAUGCAAUUACAACAUUUCUUUGAAUCCUGUUUUAAAAUAAUAUUUUAUUUUUUCCAUUUGCUUUUAAAAACAAUUUUUAACAUUCAUUUGAAACUUUUAUUUAGUUCCAAAUUCUCUCCCUCUCCCCAUCUUCCCCUAUUCUUGAGAUGGCAAAAAAAUUUGAUGUUGGUACAUGUGUAAUCAUGUAAAACAUUUCCAUAUUAGUCUUAUUGUAAAAGAAAACACACAAGCGUGUAAACACACACGUACAACUCUCCAUGAAAAUAAAGUGAAAAAUAGUAUGCUUUGAUCUGCA